Cooperia oncophora is the source of this 261-nucleotide messenger RNA. The record is from the annotation of a GenBank genome assembly. NCBI's taxonomy places the organism in Eukaryota, Metazoa, Nematoda, Chromadorea, Rhabditida, Trichostrongylidae.
AUGGUGAAGUAUUAUCCUGCAGAAAGUUCACGCAAGUCAGAGUACGCCACAAACACCAAUAUGCAGUUAUUUCUGCUACAAAUACUUGCACUGGCUGCGCUGGUUGAGGCUGAGACGAUACCAAAGCAUCUAAGGGACAAGUUCAGGAAGGCGGCCAGCUUUUUGGAAAUCGCCGAAAGCAUCGAGAUUCUCUACCAUCCGCUAUACACCAACAAGCACAUCCAGAAGUCGUUCUCGACUGUGGGACACGCGCUAGGGUAG